Messenger RNA from Fusarium musae, 372 nucleotides. RefSeq lists its product as uncharacterized. The coding region runs from base 1 to 372 and encodes 123 amino acids. The transcript is spliced from 2 exons. The record is from RefSeq and is a predicted model, not a curated record. Lineage: Eukaryota; Fungi; Ascomycota; Sordariomycetes; Hypocreales; Nectriaceae.
AUGUCAGUGGCAGUCAAGAAUCCUCUGCAGACACUCACCAACAACGUCAAGUCCUCGUCAACCGCAACAAUGACAAGCACCAUCCACCGCCGCAUGAGCGAUACCAGCGUAGUCAUCGCCAUCGCCAUCAGCUGCACCGCCAUCGUCGUCAUCUUCCUCGCAGCAGUUUUCUUUUGCAACUGGCGCUCUCGUCCCAAGUCACCUACUGAUACCCGCGGCCGCGACCAUGACGAUUCGGAUGCCAACUCUGACAUCGAACUGGAUGCCAUGCCUGAUGGUGCUCUGAACCAUCCUCUUGUGCUGGGGAGCAAUGGUGCGGGACAUGUUUAUCCGGUCUUUGAAGCAACUCGUGAGCGUCAUGCUCAGUACUGA